GUGUUCAAACGCUUCGUCGAGAUUGGCAGAGUUGCCUUCAUUUCCUUCGGGCCGCAUGCUGGCAAGCUGGUGGCCAUUGUGGAUGUUAUUGACCAAAAUAGGGCGCUGGUUGAUGGCCCCUGCAGUGGUGUCAGAAGGCAGGCUAUGCCCUUCAAGUGCAUGCAGCUGACUGACUUUGUUCUCAAGUUCCCACACAGUGCUCGUCAGAAGUGUGUGCGACUGGCCUGGGAGAAGGAAAAUAUAAAUGAAAAAUGGGCAGCGACAAGAUGGGCAAAGAAGAUUGAAGCCCGAGAAAAGAAAGCCAAAAUGACUGACUUUGAUCGCUACAAGGUUAUGAAAGCAAAGAAAAUGAGAAAUCGGAUCAUCAAGCACGAAAUGAAGAAGCUCCAGAAGAUGUCUUCUAAAAAAGGCAAGAAGCCAGAGAAGUCAGAGAAGGCGCAGAAGUCAGAGAAGGUGCAGAAGGCACCGAAGGCGCAGAAAUAA
Molecule: messenger RNA, 483 nt
Organism: Fulmarus glacialis (Northern fulmar)
Lineage: Eukaryota; Metazoa; Chordata; Aves; Procellariiformes; Procellariidae
Gene: RPL14
Product: ribosomal protein L14
Exons: 5
Biological process (GO): translation; ribosomal large subunit biogenesis
Cellular component (GO): cytosolic large ribosomal subunit; ribosome
Molecular function (GO): structural constituent of ribosome; RNA binding
Source: RefSeq, a predicted model, not a curated record